AUGGUGGACUGUCAAAUUGAUGGAUACCCAGAUCUCGUACCAAAGGAUGCCAAUAUGGGAUGUGUGAUCCCAACAUUGUACGUUGGAAAAACUUUUGGAAGUUUUGAACAAGCUUUUUAUGAAUACAGUAUUUAUGCAAGGAAGCAGGGAUUCUCUGUUAGAAAACAAAGGUGUGAAAAAAAAAAAACUAAGGAUCAUGAAGUAUAUCGACGAGACUUUGUUUGCCAUCGAUCGGGCAAUGGGAGUAAAAAAUGUGAAGUUAUUGAAAACAAUGAAGAAUCAGGUGAUGGUUUUAAGAAAAGACGGAGAAAAUACUGGUCUUGUCAUUGUAAUUGCAAAGCACACAUGAGUGUUUGGUUGUCUAAAAAUGGGGAUGUGAUGUUCUGGGAAGUUCGUAGUUUUGCAGAUGACCACAACCACAAAUUAUUGGAUCCAAACGAGGUCUGUCAUUUGAGAGCAUAUCGGCAUAUUUCUGGCCACUAUAGGCGACGUAUCUUGACACUUGAAAAAUCUAGGGUACUAGUUCCCCAAAUACUUAGGAUAUUGGAAACAGAGCAACAAGUUGAGGUUGGCUGUCUUCCAUUCAACGUGAAGGAUAUAUACAACUUCCUUAGCUCACAAAAAUUAUUUAUGAGGGAAAAUGAUGCGGCCAAUCUUGUCUUCAAAUGCAAACAUUUGAAAUCCUUAGAUUUAGAGUUUCAAUAUGAGUAUCAAGUUGACGACGAUAACUGUUUUGAGUACAUUACAUGGUGUCACAGCAAUUCUGUUCGUGGUUAUCAGCUCUAUGGUGAUGUUGUUUUUGACACAACUUACAAGUUAAAUGCAUAUGACAUGCCUGUAGGUAUAUGGGUUGGUGUGAAUAACCAUGGAUGUUCUGUUUUUCUUGGGUGUUGUUUACUAAGGGAUGAGAGACAAAUGUCCUUUGAGUGGGCAUUCAAAGUAUUAGUCUAA
Molecule: messenger RNA, 951 nt
Organism: Macadamia integrifolia
Lineage: Eukaryota; Viridiplantae; Streptophyta; Magnoliopsida; Proteales; Proteaceae
Product: protein FAR1-RELATED SEQUENCE 11-like
Exons: 1
Coding region: 1-951 (316 amino acids)
Biological process (GO): regulation of DNA-templated transcription
Source: RefSeq, a predicted model, not a curated record